Messenger RNA from Linum trigynum, 1761 nucleotides. The record is from the annotation of a GenBank genome assembly. Lineage: Eukaryota; Viridiplantae; Streptophyta; Magnoliopsida; Malpighiales; Linaceae.
AUGGAGUUUACGCUUCUUUGUAACCUCGGAGGUCCUCGCAAUGCCAGCGUUUCUUUGCGGCUCCGACUGCUACAUGUGUGGCCGGCGAAGUCUCCAGGGGACAUCAGGAUCUACAAUUACUGUACUCUUUGGGUCGAUGAAACGGGUAUGCUGAUACAGGGCGUCUCACCGACUUCGAUGGCUGCUGGGAUUCGCCGUAAUCUCUCGGUUGGCAAGAUAUACGUCAUAAAGACUUUUGCCCUGAGCAAUCCGCCGAAUCAGUAUCGGGCCUGUUCCUUUGAUUUGGCUCUGGGUCUUUCGCCUUCGGCUUCUUUUCAGCCCUGUAUUCUGCCUACUGAAAGUUUCCCACUUGAUGCUUACGAGUUUGUGGCUUUCUCUCAGUUGAAUUUGCGUGCCGGUAACCAUCGUUAUUUGACAGAUGUCGUUGGCCGACUCAGGUCGAUCAGCGGGAUAUCGCACAAGAUCACAAAUAACGGUCCUGCAGUCAAGCAGACGGUCAUAGUUGAGGAUGAAAGCGGAGCGAAGGUCUCGAUUACGCUCUGGGAUGAGUUUUCUGCGGUGUUGGAUCACGUUGCUUUGACUCAGGCUGACUCGAUUGAAGCUGUGAUUUUGGCAUUUGGCGGCUUGCUGGUUAAUAAGCUGGGAGAUGAUUAUGUUCUGUCGAGUUCUGCCGCUACUCGCAUAUCAGUCAAUCCUCCUGUACCAAAGGCUUAUUUUCUUGCAUCUAGGUUUGCUGAGAAACAUGAGGUUGUUGAAUCAUUGCCGGUUGAGUUUGCUACUGCCGCUGAUGCUACAGCUGAUGCCGAUCGUCGAACCAGGACUUUGAGUCAGCUGCUGGCGUUAUCCAGAACAAAUGCCUCACUGGAAGAGAAGUAUCGCUGUGGUGGAGUGAUUGUUGAUGUCGAGUCAAGCACACCUUGGUAUUAUAUUUCAUGCAAGUUAUGUUCGAGGGCUGUUUCGAAGCGUCGUGAUGAUACAUUUUGGUGUCCAAAGGAUUGGCAGUUGGACGAGGAACAAACUCGCGUCAACUACAAGCUCCAGCUUACACUGAGGGAUGACUCUUUUUUCUUCGCCCCCUCCGUUGGCUACUCCUAUGAUGCGUGCAUCGAGUAUCGGGGGGGGGGGGGGGGGGGGGGGGCCUCUGGUUCAUCGAGGGCCUCGAAGGGAAAGGAAAAGGUUUCAGACUCUCUUCUCAUUGAAACUCCGGCUAUGCCGUUUAGCAUCACUGAUGAACCAGAUCUGAUUGUCAGAUUUCCCAAUUAUGAGGCCAGGGAUUUCCGAAACCCUAUUUCUGCAAAUGUCAGAAAUGAAGAUAUUGAUACUGAGUCACGGGUUCUUGGAGCUUCUCAAGUUUCAGCGAUGGGAGUACAGGUGGGCUCUACCCGAACUGUUGCACCUGCUGCGAUGUCCUCUGCUGUUCAUUCUGUUAUACCAUCUGUCCAAUCUGAUGCUUCGAUGAUCCCCAGACGAUCAGCAAGAAUUAAAGAGUCUAUGAGCCCCGAGGAUGUUGGUCGCGGCUCAUCUAUGCCAGCUGCGAAAGUUUUAAAGCCAUCCCCUGAGUCAUCUCCUGGAAUGACUUUAGGUUCAACCGUCGUGUUGGUUUCUCCACUGUCCAAGAUCAAGGUGGAGAAAUUGGAUGCUGCCGAAAGUGCUCAGGCGCAACAUGGUGGUUCCUCACAGGCAGGUGUUGAUAUGGAAAGGGAUGCUUCGGUGGAUAGUCAGAAAAAAACGGCGGCAAAGCGUGGUUUGUUCAAGAAGUGA